GUAGGUGACUUGUUGCUGCUGUAUAUCUCUGCUGCACCUUUUUUCUUGAGCACAUAGAGCUUCUUCCUCUUCUUCUUCUUCUUCUACUCCUACUCCUCCUCCUCCUCUGCCUCAUCUUCCCCCACUAUGAUCCUCGCGCGUAUCCUCCCCCUCGUCGCCUGUCUCGUCCUCGCCGUCGCGUCCCCCGCCCCCGCCCGUCGCUGGCUCAAUUUCGGCUACGGCCUUGGAGAAAAAGUCCGCGGUGUCAACAUCGGCGGCUGGCUUGUUCUCGAGCCCUACAUCAACCUCUCGCUCUUCGAGCAGUUUGGCGACUCGAACGGCCCCGUCGACGAGUACCACUUUUGCCAGACACUAGGUAAGGACGCGGCCUACUCGCAGCUCUCGCAGCACUGGGCCAGCUGGAUCACGCAGGACGACUUCACCCAGAUCGCUGCCGCCGGUCUGAACCAUGUGCGCAUUCCUAUCGGAUACUGGGCGUUCACGCUCCUGGACUCGGACCCCUAUGUCCAGGGCCAGGUGCAGUACCUCGAGCAGGGUCUGCAGUGGGCGCGCGAGGCCGGACUCAAGGUCUGGAUUGACAUCCACGGCAUGCCGGGCUCGCAGAACGGGUUCGACAACUCUGGUCAGCGCGACGUGCUGACGUGGACGUCUGAUGUGUCAAACUACCAGCUCUCGCAGCAGAUUGUCGCGAACGUGAUCAAGACGUACUCUGCCUCGGAGUGGAACGACGUCGUGGUUGCUAUCCAGCCCGUGAACGAGCCGCUGGCGAGCAACGGCGUGAUUGACAUCAACAUGGUCAAGGACUACUACGGCUACAGCUACGAGCAGCUCCGCACCGAGUCCGGCUCCGACAUUGUGCUUGCCAUCCACGACGGCUUCAUGGGCACGACCUACUGGAACGACUUUAUGACGUACCCGGACUUUUACAACGUCAUCCUCGACCACCACGCCUACCAGGUCUUCUCCGCCGGCGAGCUCUCGCGCUCGAUCGACGACCACAUCUCGUCUGCCUGCGGCGAGGGCACAAACAUUCAGGGCACCACUCUCUGGACUGUCACCGGAGAAUGGAGUGCUGCUCUGACAGAUUGCGCCAAGUGGCUGAACGGAUAUGGACGCGGCGCGCGCUACGAGGGCCAAUACGACGGCAGCCCAUACUACGGCUCGUGCACGGGCAAGUCAGACAUCACGACGUGGUCGGACGACGACAAGGCGAACACGCGCAAGUACAUUGAAGCGCAGAUGGACGCGUACGAGCAGGGCCUGGGCUGGAUCUUCUGGUGCUGGAAGACCGAGGGCGCGCUCGAGUGGGAUUUCCAGGCGUUGAUCGCCAACGGCCUCGUUCCGCAGCCUCUCGACUCGCGGACGUAUCCGAACCAGUGCGGUUUUUAGACGUGGAGGCUGAUUGUUGCUGAUACCAAUUGUGAAUUGCUUUUGUUUUUGUGUCUAUAACUACCUUUUUCUUUUUUAUAUGGCUUUUAAUACUUUUACAUUUUUCAUGGUGAAU
Myxozyma melibiosi is the source of this 1504-nucleotide messenger RNA. Its product is annotated as Xog1 Exo-1,3-beta-glucanase. Gene Ontology annotation, biological process: glucan catabolic process. Gene Ontology annotation, molecular function: glucan exo-1,3-beta-glucosidase activity. NCBI's taxonomy places the organism in Eukaryota, Fungi, Ascomycota, Lipomycetes, Lipomycetales, Lipomycetaceae. The transcript has 2 exons. Bases 127 to 1389 code for a protein of 420 amino acids. The record is from RefSeq and is a predicted model, not a curated record. Gene Ontology annotation, cellular component: extracellular region; cell surface.